Molecule: messenger RNA, 1704 nt
Organism: Rhodotorula toruloides NP11
Lineage: Eukaryota; Fungi; Basidiomycota; Microbotryomycetes; Sporidiobolales; Sporidiobolaceae
Product: vacuole protein
Exons: 7
Coding region: 1-1704 (567 amino acids)
Biological process (GO): potassium ion transmembrane transport
Cellular component (GO): plasma membrane
Molecular function (GO): potassium ion transmembrane transporter activity
Source: RefSeq, a predicted model, not a curated record
AUGUGCUGCUCAUCGGCGAAAUGGAAGCGUGAGGUCGUGCCGGACCACAAGUUCGACUUUAUCGACGUCAGCCAGUUCCGCAGCCGGUCGUGCGGCUCUCGCCUGAGCUUCGCCCUAUCCUGGUUCUUCUUCUUCAUCUCCCUCGCCGUCUACGUCGCCGACACCUACACCCUCAUCGCCUUGCUCGCUUCGAACCGAUGGUCCGGCCAGAUCCUCCAGUCUGAAGCCGCGCAGGGCGACACCAAGUCGAGCAAUGUCCUCGAGGUCCCGUUCAACAUCGGCAAAUGGAUCUUCUUCGGCUGCAUCGUCUUCUCGUACCUCCUCCUUCUCUGGGAAGCCCGCAAGGCCCGCGCCAUCGUCAAGUCGCGCGACAUCUCGUACGCCUUCACGAACGUCAUGGCGCACGAGUGGUACGCCCUCCGCUCGUACGACCACCACUGCUUCUUCGGCCAGAUCGAGGAGUCGAAAAAGAAGAAGGACUCGGUCGCGUUCUGGGUUUUCUUUACGUUCAAGGGCUGGAAGGCACUCCUACUUUGCGACGCGCCCCGCCAGGUCAUCAACGCCAUCACGCUCUGGAGUUUCGGCAAGUCGCAGAAAUGGACGACCGACUUUAGCGUCUACUUCUCCGGCUCGCUUAUCAAGAAGGUCGCCUUGAUCACCAUGUCGUACACGGUCAUCAUCUUUGCCAUCUCGGCCGCCUGCCUCCUCGUCGCCUCGAUUAUCUACGUUCCGCUCCUCUGCUACAUCCAGGGCAACUUGAAGGAGUACUGCUGCCACAAGGUCGACAAGCGCAUUGCCGAGUUGAUGAAGCGCAAGGCGAAGCGGCGGUUGAAGCAGGAGCGCGAGCUGGAGGAGCGAGAAGCGCGCGGCGACUUCCGCCAUCUCAAGGGUCGCGCACCUCGCCCGCAGCCGACUCUUCCAAAGAUCGGUCUCGCCGACGACGACCUCGUUUCGGAUGUCGGCUCGGUGCGCGGCGAGAAGUACGCGCCCGACUCGUUCGGCUACCCUCCCUCGAUUCCCUACGGCAACUCGGUCCCGUACGGCCUCUCUCGCCACGCGCCGUAUCCCUCGACGACCGACGUCCAGUCGCUCAAGGGCGGACAGGGCUACUCGUACGCCGAAUCGGUCUCGUCGCACGACGGUCUCGCAGCACGGGCUCAGCCGAUGGGCUAUGACGGCAGCUACUCAGGCAGCGGUCUCGCUGCGCAGUCGAUGUCCCGCCUGCCGUCGUAUCGCACGAAUCCGAGCAGCGGGAACCUCACUCGCGAGAUUGCGUACGAGCGCGACGACCGGUUCGUUGACUACGACGCACAGGAGGACCUCUACGGUGCGACGGGCUACCAGCAGUACGGCCAGGAGUAUUUGCCGUCGCCGCGGAACGAGAGUCGGACAGGCGGGCGUGACGAGCGGGAACGGGACGACGGCGCGCGGUACGGCGACAAGCUCGCCUCGCUCGAUUUUUCCGGCGCGGCGUACGGUCAAGGCUAUCGCUCCGAGACGCCUGCGCUCGACCAGUCCCUCGCAAGCCGGACAGGCGAGUACCAACCUCCGUCGCGGCAGAACCUCUACGAGCGCGCCGAGCGGCACAACAACGGCUCGAACACCGGGCACGCGGGAUCCUUCUCGACGGCGUACGGAGGUGCGCAUGGGGGAGCGUACGGCGGUGCGUACGGAGGUUGGGAGGAGAACGGGCCGUAUCGGUAG